Paramuricea clavata is the source of this 411-nucleotide messenger RNA. Lineage: Eukaryota; Metazoa; Cnidaria; Anthozoa; Malacalcyonacea; Plexauridae. The record is from the annotation of a GenBank genome assembly.
AGACAGGCACAGAAGACGAAUAUGACGAAGCGUGUCAAGCUUUAAAUAAACACUUUAAACCUCGCAAGAAUACAUCGUUUGAAAUAUUCAAGUUCAGGAAAGCAAACCAACUUGUUGGCGAAACUCUCGAUCACCAUGUACGACUCGUCCAGAAAGCUACGUACUGUGAAUUCUCAAACUUAGAUACUGAGAUAAAAGCUCAAAUUGAGCUAGGGAGCAAUUCCAAACAACUUCGACGACAUGCUUUCCGUAAACCAAAACUGACUUUGGCUGAACUCUUAGACUAUGGACGGACACUUGAAACUGUUGAAGAAGAUGCGAGCGGAAUUGAGCAAAAUAUGAAUGAAAUACCAAUGAAAGAUAUCCACGCCGUACGACGAAAUGCGGCUGCUACAACGCCUAAGAAAAUAU